Messenger RNA from Menidia menidia (Atlantic silverside), 1800 nucleotides. The record is from the annotation of a GenBank genome assembly. Lineage: Eukaryota; Metazoa; Chordata; Actinopteri; Atheriniformes; Atherinopsidae.
GGGGCAUCAUUGGCCGCUUGGUUAGUGGCGUUGGUCAUGUUUUUGUGUCUUUGAUAGAUAUCGACAGCGACUAAGUUAUAUAUCUACCUGAACAGUCCAAUUUUCCGCCGCAGAAUUAUAUUUGAAACAUUUUUUCAGCACAAUGACAGAGGAUGUCCAGAAGCACUCGGUUCACACUUUGGUCUUCAGAUCUCUUAAAAGAACUCAUGACAUGUUUGUGUCCGACCAUGCUAAGGGUGUCGCACUGGAUGAGGAAAGCCAUAAUGUAAAGAUGGGCAUUAAACUGAAAGCGGAGUAUGGUCCAGUUUUACACAUGCCCAUCCUAAAGGAAGGAAAAGACAGAGUCUUGCCACCCAUUGGCAGCCUGCAAGGCCACCAAAUCUACUCUCAGCCAGGCGAUGACCCAGAAUACCUGAUUACUGGCACACAUGCGUAUCCCUCUGGACCUGGAGUGGCUUUGACAGCUGACACAAAGAUGCACAGGAAUCCCAGUGAGGCCGGGGUCCACUCGCUGGCGCUGGCUUUACCACCUUCUCAAGCUCGACAGGAAGCCAGCCGCACUGCUGCCAGCAUUGCCGACAUCCAUCGACACGCAGGAGGAGCAGAGAGAGCUCAUCCUCAGUCUACUGCAGUGGUAGUCCUGCAUUUACUCAGCCAAUCGCUCCUGGAUGGAGGCACCACCAGAAAUUCUGCUCUCCUGAGGAGAGCUCCAACAAUGCCUAAACCCCAGUGGCACCCCCCGUGGAAACUGUUUCGGGUCAUCAGCGGCCACCUGGGCUGGGUCAGGUCCAUCGCCGUGGAGCCUGGAAAUCAGUGGUUUGUCACGGGAUCGGCUGAUAGAACGAUAAAAAUCUGGGACCUGGCCAGCGGAAAGCUUAAACUCUCCCUGACCGGGCACAUCAGCACAGUCCGUGGUGUGGCGGUGAGCAGCCGCAGCCCUUAUCUGUUCUCCUGCGGAGAGGACAAGCAAGUCAAAUGUUGGGAUCUGGAGUACAACAAGGUCAUCAGGCACUACCACGGACACCUGAGCGCUGUGUAUGAUUUGGAUUUGCAUCCAACCAUCGAUGUGCUUGUGACAUGCAGCAGAGAUGCCACUGCUAGGGUCUGGGACAUCAGGACAAAAGCAAACGUGCACACACUAACCGGUCACACCAACACUGUUGCCACCGUGAGGUGUCAGGCAGCAGAGCCUCAAAUCAUCACUGGCAGCCACGACUCGACCAUCAGACUUUGGGACCUGAUCGCUGGAAAGACCAGAGCGACUCUAACAAACCACAAGAAGUCUGUCAGAACUCUGGUGCUGCACCCCAGACAAUACACAUUUGCCUCCGGCUCAGCCGACAACAUCAAGCAGUGGAUGUUUCCAGACGGAAGCUUUAUCCAGAAUCUGUCAGGCCACAACGCCAUCAUCAACACUCUAGCUGUCAACUCCGAUGGCGUGUUGGUGUCCGGAGCUGACAACGGAACCAUCCACAUGUGGGACUGGAGGACGGGAUACAACUUCCAGCGGAUUCACGCAGCCGUACAGCCCGGAUCUCUGGACAGCGAGUCGGGAAUCUUCGCCUGCAUGUUCGACCACUCGGAGAGCCGCCUGAUCACCGCCGAGGCCGACAAGACCAUCAAAGUGUACAAAGAGGACGACAUGGCUACAGAAGAAAGUCAUCCAAUCAACUGGAAACCAGAAAUUCUCAAAAGAAAAAGAUUCUAGAGAUGUUUUAUUUUAUUUCCUCCUUUCUUUUAUUUUCGGCCUUCAAAACACGAAGUUUUGUUUUGUAGUGUUUUUUUCAUCUUGCAAACUUC